This is a messenger RNA of Harpia harpyja (harpy eagle), 1112 nucleotides long. RefSeq names its product chromosome 10 C10orf143 homolog (gene C10H10orf143). Bases 122 to 424 code for a protein of 100 amino acids. The transcript is spliced from 5 exons. The record is from RefSeq and is a predicted model, not a curated record. Lineage: Eukaryota; Metazoa; Chordata; Aves; Accipitriformes; Accipitridae.
AGAUGGCAAACGCGCGGCUGAGGGACGGCCUCCCGCCCCGGGCCCGCCCCACACGGGCGGGCAGCAGCGCCCGGAGCGGCCGCGGGGCUCGCCCGGGGGACGGGAGGUCGGGCCGGGCGCCAUGACGGCGCUGCCCUUGCCCGCCCGGGGUCGGCGAGGAGCGUUGCGGGCACCACACGAGCCGGAGCCGGGGGAGCCGGAGCCCAAGCGAGCAUGCAAGCUGUUAGAAACCAUUCCAAAUGAGGCCGAUGCUCGCCUCAUUGACUGUGCCAUGGAGCUGGAUUCUAAACAGAAAAUCUCUGCUGACUGUGAUCCCUGGGCUACAAAGACAAAGCAAAAUUCAAUGAUUUUUGAAAACCAUGGAAGCAGAGGUACUGCCCAGCCUUGCCCAAGAUGUAUUGCUGGAGAAUCUCUACAGCUGUAAGAAACAAUGAAAACAACUUGCUAACUUUACUCGGGACACUUCAGUCAUAUCCUGGGCUUCUAGAAAUUGAGAGACGGCAAGUCAGCAGCACUGCUUUUCUGUUUACAUUCUAAACAUGCACCUGUGAACCCUGUACAGCUGGAUAUCUGUACAUUCACUCACGGCGUGGAUUUGUGUGUAGUAUUCAGCAUACAGCAGUUUGCUGUAUGUGUUACUCUUUUAGUGCACAAUGAUGGAUAUCAUUGUUUUUACACUUGAAAAAAUGCUUCUGCUUUUAAGGUAGCUCAAUAUAUGUUUAAAAAAAAUUUUGAUUUAAUGUUUUAGGCUAGUUAAGUUGAUCUGGCCUUUGGCCCAGUCUUCACCUUGGACUGGGCCAAAGGUCAUGUUGAUACAAGAGAUUUUCCUAUCUCUCUUGGGCACUUUCUCUGAUACUCUUGGAAAACAGUCCUUGCAUUUACAUGUGUACAGGGCCUGCAGUUUUAGCUCAGCCCUAUACAUGCAGGCAGAAAUGGGAGGACAGAAGUGUCUUCAUUUUUAGAUGGCUAUUCAGCUUUGCAGCUGUAAAGGCCAGUAAAAAUCCUGUUGAAACUUAUGUUUAAAUCCAAAAUAUGCAUCCAAUUCGGGUAUCUUACACGUUAUACUUCUAGUUUGUUUAUAACAAGCAGUUUGUGAAUGUGGCACUUAAGUA